Monoraphidium neglectum is the source of this 561-nucleotide messenger RNA. RefSeq lists its product as hypothetical. The record is from RefSeq and is a predicted model, not a curated record. Lineage: Eukaryota; Viridiplantae; Chlorophyta; Chlorophyceae; Sphaeropleales; Selenastraceae. Bases 1 to 561 code for a protein of 186 amino acids. Gene Ontology annotation, biological process: transmembrane transport. The transcript is spliced from 4 exons. Gene Ontology annotation, cellular component: membrane. Gene Ontology annotation, molecular function: xenobiotic transmembrane transporter activity; antiporter activity.
AUGCAGCCACUUAACGCGCGCCGCAUCUUCAGGCUGGCGUGCUGUCUGCUGCUCUGCACCAACACGCUUGUGGCGUCCGUGCUGUGGGCGGAGCGGCGCCGCCUGACCGCGCUGCUGACCCCAGACGCGGCGGUGGCGGCCCAGAUGCAGCGCAUCCUGCCCGCCGCCAUCCUGGGGAUCAUUGGUGACGGCCAGGUCGCGGUGCUGGGGGGGCUGCUGAGGGCCGCGGGCCGCCAGGGAACGGGAGCUCUGCUGUACCUCACGUCGUACUGGGGGGUGGGCCUGCCCCUGGGCAUCACCCUCGGCUUCUGGCUGGACUGGGGGGCACUCGGCCUGUGGAUGGGGGUCGCCUCGGCCACUGCGCUCCAGGCCGUCUUUGUGCACACGUGGGCGGCGCUGCGCCUGGACUGGGGCCGCGAGGUGCUGCGGUCUCAGGCCAACAUCGACCAGAUGCUGGACUCACACGGCGGCGCCGCGGCGCAGCCGCUCGCAGCGGGAGGGGAGGAGGCCGAAGAGCGCGGCGGCGGCGUGACGCAGCCGCUGCUGGGCGGGCGUGCUUAA